Molecule: messenger RNA, 1590 nt
Organism: Sphenostylis stenocarpa
Lineage: Eukaryota; Viridiplantae; Streptophyta; Magnoliopsida; Fabales; Fabaceae
Source: the annotation of a GenBank genome assembly
AUGGUGUCACCAAUCAUACCCUUGUCACUUUUAGUGCUCCUUUUAUCAGUUUCAUUUGCUAAUUCAGCUUCACUGCAAGAAAGUUUUGUCCAAUGUCUCAACUUGAAUUCCGACUCACCAUUUGCAUUUGCUUCAUCAAUUUACACUCCAAGCAACCCUUCAUUCACCAGCAUCCUUGACUCCUCCGCACAGAAUCUAAGGUGUUUGGUGCCUUCAGCACCGAAACCUGAGUUCAUAUUCACACCCUCCCGGGAUUCCCAUGUCCAAGCAGCGGUAAUUUGCUCUAAGAAACUUGGGAUACACUUUAUUGUGCGAAGUGGAGGGCAUGACUAUGAGGGAAUCUCGUAUGUUUCUGAAAUUGAGAGCCCCUUCAUAAUUGUUGACUUGGUCAAGCUCCGUGGCAUCAAUGUUGAUAUCAAAAGCAACACUGCUUGGGUUCAAGCUGGUGCCACAACUGGUGAACUGUACUACAGAAUAUAUGAGAAGAGUUCAGUUCAUGGUUUCCCUGCAGGCCUUUGCACAAGCUUAGGUAUUGGAGGGCACAUAACAGGAGGAGCAUAUGGAACCAUGAUGAGAAAGUAUGGACUUGGGGUGGACAAUGUCCUAGAUGCUAAAAUUGUUGAUGCCAAUGGCAGAAUUCUUGACAGGGAAGCCAUGGGGGAAGACCUAUUUUGGGCGAUAAGAGGAGGUGGAGGUGGAAGCUUUGGCAUCCUUCUUUGGUGGAAGGUGAAGUUGGUUCCUGUGCCACCAACUGUGACAGUUUUUACAGUUACCAAAAGCCUUGAGCAAGGUGCAACCAAGAUUCUUCAUAGGUGGCAGGACGUGGCUCCCUUUAUUGAUGAAAACCUCUUCAUCAGAGUCAUCAUUCAGCCAUUCAGUGCUGGAAAUAAGACUCAGAGGACUAUAACAACUUCUUACAAUGCUCUCUUCCUUGGUGGGGCCAGGACACUCCUCCAAGUCAUGAAGACAAGCUUCCCUGAGUUGGGUUUGACAAUAAAGGAUUGCUUGGAAACUAGCUGGAUCAAAUCUGUCCUCUAUAUUGCAGGCUUUCCAAGUGACACCCCUCCUGAAGUACUGCUUAAAGGAAAGUCCACAUUCAAGAACUUCUUUAAGGCCAAAUCAGAUUUUGUGAGAGAACCAAUACCAGAAACCGGGCUUGAUGGGCUGUGGCAAAGGUUGCUGAUAGAAGAUGCCCCCUUGAUGAUUUGGAAUCCAUACGGUGGAAAGAUGAGCCAGUUUGCAGAAUCUGAUACCCCAUUUCCUCACAGAAAUGGAACACUAUACAAAAUUCAGUACCUGUCUUUGUGGCAAGAGGGAGACAAGAAUGCUGCAAAGCACAUAGAUUGGAUUAGGAGGCUUUACAACUACAUGGGACCUUAUGUUUCUAGCUUGCCAAGAGAAGCAUAUGUGAAUUACCGGGAUCUUGAUUUGGGAGUGAACACCAAGAACAGCACAAGCUACAUUCAGGCAAGUUCUUGGGGCUAUAGGUAUUUCAAGAACAACUUCGACAGGUUGGUGAAGAUUAAGACUAAAGUGGAUCCUGAAAACGUCUUCAGGCAUGAGCAAAGUAUCCCACCACUUCCACUCUGA